AAUGUUGAGUACUACUUUUAAAUACAGUUAAGUAACGAUUAAAGGAACUAUAUUUGAAAUUAUGGAGUUAUCAAUAUUGUUACUGGGCUUUACAAUUUCCUGGGCUAAUUCAGCACCUACUACUUAUAAUAAUAAUGCAGUGGGAUGUGUGAAGUGCCAUUCUGUUGUUGCUGAUAAAAUUAAUGUUCAUUUAAUACCUCAUUCCCAUGACGACGUGGGAUGGUUAAAGACGGCUGAUCAAUAUUAUUAUGGCAUGAAUACUUCCACUCAACAAGCUGGUGUUCAAUACAUCAUUACUUCAGUGUAUGAAGCACUUUUAGAAGAAGAAGAUAGAAGGUUCAUUCAAGUAGAAACGGAGUUUUUUUGGAGAUGGUGGAACCAUCAAAGUGAUGAAGUGAAACUUAAAUAUAAGAAUUUGGUCGACAAUGGCCAAAUAGAAAUGGUUAACGGGGCUUGGUCGAUGAACGAUGAGGCUUGUUCGAAUUAUCAAUCUACAAUCGAUCAAUUCACGUGGGGUUUAAGAACGCUUGAUGAGACUGUUGGUAAAUGCGGUAUACCUCGAAUAGGUUGGCAAAUUGAUCCGUUCGGACACAGCAGAGAGCAAGUUUCUCUAUUAGCUCAGAUGGGGUAUGACGCAAUUAUGUUUGCUAGAUUAGAUCAUGAUGACAAAACACAAAGACAAAAAAGGAAAGCUCUUGACUUCGCUUGGCAAGGAAGUGCUAAUUUAGAUGAUUCCGUUCUUUUUGGAAGUGCUUUUGCGACAAGUUUGUAUUUUCCCCCAGAUGGAUUUUGUUGGGACUACAAAUGUACAGAUGAUACUAUCGAUGACGAUCCGAAAAGUCCAGAUUAUAAUAUUUUAAGCAAGAUUCAAAAUUUCACCGCAAUUAUUAAUAAGUAUAAGGAAUAUUUUCCCACGAAUAAUGUGAUUAUACCAAUGGGAGGUGAUUUUCAAUAUGAAGCAGCAAGUAAGAAUUAUAUAAAUAUGGAUCGUUUCAUUAAAGCCUUUGCAAACCACACUGAACUUAAUGUGAUAUAUUCAACACCUUCAUGUUAUGUUGAAGCUGUGAACAAUGCUAUGAAAAACUCAAGCUCAUCCCUCACUUUGAAAGAAGAUGAUUUCUUUCCAUACAGUGAUAGUAAUCACUCUUUUUGGACUGGGUAUUUUAGUUCCAGACCGAAUUCCAAACGAUUCGAACGAAUUGGACACAACGUUCUCCAGGUGGCUAAGCAGCUUUAUGCUCAGGGUUCCUUUAGUGGUGAAAAUUUCGAUAAAAAUUUGAAAUUUCUGAAAGAAGCGAUGGGUGUUAUGCAGCAUCAUGAUGCUAUAACAGGAACUGAAAAGCAACAAGUUGCUAACGACUACGUUAGAAGACUUUCCAGAGGUAUAGAACACGCUGAAAAGGAUUUUGGAACUGUUCUAGGAAAUCUUCUCAACCUCACUAUAAAUAUUAACUUGGAAUCAUGUCUGUUAACAAAUAUAAGCAUUUGCAGCGUCUCACAAAAUUCAGAACAAUUUAUUGUAAUAGUAUACAAUCCAUUAUCAUGGACAAUAAACCAUUACGUUCGUCUUCCCGUUGAAGAAGCUGAUUACGAAAUAAACCCCAAAGGUACUCUUUAUGAUUUAAUUCCAACCAUUAGUGAUUUUUCUUACGUGGACGAACAGUUAGGAAGACCAAGUGAAUUUGAGUUGGUUUUCGCUGCUACUGAUAUACCACCAAUGGGUUUCAAAUUAUAUCAUAUUAAAAAAUCACCUAAAAGUGAGGUUACAUCUGUGCCAACAGGAGAUAGCGCCGCCUUUAAACUAUCUAACAACACUCAUCUUUUGAAGUCGAUUACUUUAGGCGGUAAGACUUUAGGGAUCUCGCAAACUUUUGGAUAUUAUUCGAGCGAAACAGGAGAACGCGAUAAAACGGGGGUCGCCUCUGGAGCUUAUAUUUUCAGACCAACAGCUGAAGGAUCUAGAAUAUUAGAGAACGUCAAACUUCUGCGCAAAUUUUCAGGAAACGUCGUAGACGAGGUUCAACAAAAAUGGACCACUGAUAUAGUUGACAUUUACCAGACAAUAAGGUGGUACAAGAAAGAAAAUUAUAUUGAAUUAGAUUGGAUAGUUGGUAAUAUAGACAUAGUCAAGUAUCCAGGAGGUAAAGAAAUUAUUUCCAAAUUCACAAUAACCGAUGAUUUCGACAACAAACAUACAUUUUACACAGAUUCGAACGGUAGAGAGAUGAUUCGAAGAGUUAAAAACAAAAGACCAGAUUAUUCGUAUAAUUCUUCCGUUGAACCGAUAUCUAGUAACUACUAUCCGGUAACAUCUAGAAUUGUUAUUAAAGAUGAAGAAAAAGAUAUUGAAGUAGCUGUACUUACUGACAGAUCUCAGGGUGGAUCCAGUUUGGAGCCGUAUGAAAUGGAAUUGAUGGUACACAGAAGAAUAUUGAAUGAUGAUCAUAAGGGAGUCGAAGAAAGUUUGAAUGAAACAGAAUUUGGAGCAGGAAUUUACGUCAGAGGUUCUCAUUAUCUUUUUGUUGGCAAUAAAGAUACAUCUGCAGCUCAAGAACGUAUAUUAGCACACAAAAAAUUGCUGCAACCUUGGGUUGGACUCACGGCAACUAAUUUGACGUACGAUGAUCUUGAAAAUACUCAACCUAAUAAAAAUUUGCAGUACCAAGCCCUAAAUGAACCUCUACCUGAUAAUGUGAAUAUCUUAACAUUCGAACCUUGGACCGAUGGUAAAUAUCUUUUAAGACUGGAACACAUUAUGGAGAAAAACGAUGAUAAAACCAAGUCUCAACCCGUUACAGUGGAUAUAGCAAACGCUUUUAAAUACUUUAGCAUUGUUGAAAUGGAGGAAAUGACGCUUGGAGCCAACCAGUUACUAUCCGAAUUUAAUAAAAGAGAGAAAUAUAUUUGGAAAACUAACAAAGGUACUUUCACUAAGAAAUACGAACAAAAGAACGAAGAUAAAUUUGGUCCUGUACCUUUAGAACCGAUGCAAAUUAGGACGUUUGUAGUAAAACUUGGGCCAGCUCAACUUCAUGGUAAUGGGAUAGUAAUUCAACCAACUACAAUCUUAAUUUGUUUAUUUAUCAUUUUGACGAAUUUAUUUUAAAGUUAUUCAGUAUUAUACUUUUGGUAUAAAGUAAUUGUAGAUAUAUGUUUUAGAAAUUUUUAUAAUAAAAUUUAAUAGAAAA
Molecule: messenger RNA, 3188 nt
Organism: Diorhabda sublineata
Lineage: Eukaryota; Metazoa; Arthropoda; Insecta; Coleoptera; Chrysomelidae
Product: lysosomal alpha-mannosidase-like
Exons: 16
Coding region: 62-3106 (1014 amino acids)
Biological process (GO): mannose metabolic process
Cellular component (GO): lysosome
Molecular function (GO): carbohydrate binding; alpha-mannosidase activity
Source: RefSeq, a predicted model, not a curated record